CCUGAGAAGUUUGGUCUGUCGCCUGGUCUUUGGGACAGCCUCUCACACAUCAUCUCUAUAGACUCGCCAUCUGGGAAACUAAGUUACCUGCAAUCUCUCCAGCCAAAUAACCCCCAACAUUUUGACUACUACCAUCUGCCAUGGAGACCCAGCAAAGAUACAGACACCACUCCUUUUGCCACACCUGCCGGAGAACGGAGAGCAGCAGAAUUAAGGUGAAGAAGAUGUCUUCGCCCAGCCGCUCGCUGCUGUUUGCACUGGCCCUGACGCUCUACGUUGUCGAAAUGGCCUCGGCGGAGACGCUGUGUGGGGGAGAGCUGGUGGAUGCGCUGCAGUUCGUCUGCGAAGACAGAGGAUUCUAUUUCAGUAGGCCAACCAGCAGGGGGAACAACCGACGCCCUCAGAAUCGUGGGAUUGUGGAGGAGUGUUGUUUCCGUAGCUGUGACCUCAACUUGCUGGAACAGUACUGUGCCAAACCCGCCAAGUCUGAAAGGGACGUGUCGGCCACUUCUCUUCAAGUCAUACCCGUGAUGCCCCCACAGGAUCCCGUUAGGAAGGUGAAGUAUUCCAAAUACGAGGUGUGGCAGAGGAAGGCGGCCCAGCGGCUCCGGAGGGGGGUCCCCGCCAUCCUGAGGGCCAAAAAGUUCCGGAGGCAGGCGGAGAAGAUCAAAGCCCAGGAGCAGGCAAUCUUCCACAGGCCCCUGAUCAGCCUGCCCAGCAAACUGCCGCCCGUCUUGCUCGCCACGGAUAACUAUGUCAACCACAAGUGAGCCCGCUGCCAGCCCUUUGCACAGACAAGAGUUUGGAGGGAGAAAAAAAAAGACUAGGGGAUUAUAGCUUUGUCUCUGACGUCAUUUCUGUGGCAGUCCUCUUUGACCUCCCCUGCCCUGUCAGAGCCCACCAAUCCCUCCCCCCCGCUCUCAUCCACUACUUCUUGACCCCCUGGCCCUUUUCUAAUGCCCCCCCACCACCACCACCCACCCUCCUCCAAGACCCCCCCCCCCUCCUCCGGCACACAUACGUGCCUUCACAUUCUUCCUAUCUAAACUCUUUCGCUCCCUCUCUCUUUCAGUCACUGACACAAAAGGCACGAACACAAAUGAUGAACAAAAAGUUAACAAUUCGGCUGAAUGCAGUUCAGGUGGAUCCUCGAAGCAAAAGAGAAAAGGGAGAAAGGAAGACGAAAGAUCUGUGGUUUGCAAGUGUCAAGAGGACACCCAGCGGAAUGUUUUUUUGUCCUUGUGGAAGACAACUGAAAGUGAAGAGCAGCUUGCAUGACAGAAACCAUUCCACAUCAUUUUUUUUUCCUGAGGCAAAAAGAAAAUCUCUAUUAGUUCUUUUUCUUUUUAGUUUGCACCUCUACCUAUAAAGGGACUUCCACACUGUAAGGAAUUAUUUUGUAAAAUUAGAUUCCUGUUCCAGCACCUUUUGAUCACAAACAAAAAGCAGAAAAGAGUCUGCAAAAUUGCACAUUGCCACGGAUUACGUCAAAGUAAAGAAAAAAAUGGCACUAUUUUUUUAUGAACAAUGAACGUGUAGCUUAAAAAAAUGUCAUGGUGCUAGCUUUGGGAAUGGACUCAAAGAAGAGGUUGAAAAGCACGCUUUUUUUCUUUGAAUGAAUAUUAAAACUUUCCGUUUUAAGGAAAGUGUGACUUUUAAAAAAAGAGGAAAGUAAAGGAUAUGGGGGAGCUCCUGGCAGUGGCAAUGUCAAGGGGGAAGUGUCACUGAGAAAAGAUACGGGCUGUGUUGGCAUCUAGGCUCACAGCUAGCGCUAGCGGCUGCUCAUCACUAGCUUGCCAGCAUAAGUGGCAAGAGGGACCUGAGACCCAGUCCCUGCUCCUCCUGUCUCUGUGAGGCUGCUGGACACAGGGAGCAGUGCAAGGACACACAGGGGACACUGUGGACUGGCUGGAUUGGAACAGUACUACAGUUCUGGGACAGUACUUCCUGUUUGCCACGGUUCUGCGGACUGCUCUGACAGGAAGUAACAUAGCAUGGACAAAGUGCGAGUGGGAUAACGAUGAUUCUAUUUUAUUUUGACUUUUCUGUUUUCAUUUCUUAUCAAUGUUUUAAUGAAAAAAAAGAAAAAAAAGGAAAACCCUGUCAGUUUCUGGUACCGUGACAUUCCUGUUUUUCCAACCUAGGCAUUUUUAUUGUUUCCAUUGUUCUCGCUGUGAUGAUAUUUUACAGUUCAAAAAGAAAGGCACAAAAUUUCAAUUCAAAGGGAAAGAAACAGCAAUAAUGUCAACUAACAAUUUAUUUUUAAUGUAUAUCAGUAGUAUUCACAUGCUUUUGCCUGAAAACAAAUACUUGAAUAUGUAUAUACAUCUAUAUCUAUAUGUAUAUAUAUCUAUACGUAUAUCUAUAUGUAUAUAUAUAUAUAUGUAUAAGUAUAUAAGUAUUCACACACACACACAUGUAUAUCUAUAUCUGUAUCUACCCAUCUCUUGCUUUAUACAUAAAGACAACUAGAUAGGUAGAUAUAGAUGCAUGGAUAUAUGGAUAUAUAGAUAUAUAAUUAGUUUCCAGGGACGUUGUGUUAUUUUCCUUUAGUCUGAGCUGUAUCUUGCGUAAUGAGCCGCCAAGCUUUUUUGUUUGUUUGUGGAAAUACAAAUAAGGGCACUGUAUAAAGGCAUUAUUUAUUUUGUUAUAAAAUAUAUUUGAGAAAUUGGUCCAAAUAAUAUACGUAGCACUGAUGCUCAACUGACGGAUUUAUUUUGUAUGAUCUCUGUUUUCCAAUUGGAGUUGUAAGGCUUUUUUGUAGAUGCUUUGUACCAAAAAUAAUGUCUUUUUAUCUCUGUUUGUUCGCCAUAGUUACUUUAAAUUAAUAUUUUAACAGCAGCAUAGCCUGGAUUACUUAGGUAUGUUAUGUCACAGAGUAGGCACAUACACCUAAUACGUUGGUCUGCAUGGAUUCGCAGAAGCCGGUCAGGGUUGUCUGCGGAAAGGAACGCAUCAGUGAGUGACUUUACUAUCGGAAAAAAAUAACUGUUCAACAUUGAUUGUACUCAAAUCCACUAUGUUUCUAAAGCCACUUUAGUAUUUAUGGCGGGGUAAUGAUCAGUCCUUCAUUAAAUCAUGUCUUUGUAAUGUGCAUGGUGUCCUAUGAUCUUCUAAGGAGCAUCUUGCCCAUGUGCCAGUGCCACUGAUGUUUGCUGUAGACUUAGGGUUUAGCUUACGUGUGACUCACACAAAUCAUCAUGUCAAUGCCCAAACUAUACCAUCAAAGGUCACCUAAAGGUCAUUGUCUGUCUGUCUGUCUGUCUGUCUGUCUGUCUGUCUGUCUGUCUGUCUGUCUGUCUGUCUGUCUGUCUGUCUGUCGCAGACAAUGCCCCAUAUCUUACGAACACCUCAAAGUAUUUGUAUUUACAUGCCGAAAGAGGUGAGGGUCGCUACCAAUUCUCCAGUUCUCCAUCCAUUAUGCUUUUUGAUGAAGGGCUAUCACGCUGAACCAUUUCUGGAGCACUCAGGAAAAAAACACUAUCUAUGCUGUCCAAGGUGAGCGAGUGGGGUAGCUGAGUAGAGAGUGUAAGCGAUACUCUUGUUGUAGAAGGGCAGCUGAGGUUGUUACUUGUAACCGGCCACGAGCGUACAGCACUCUUGAGACAAACCACUCAAGCCCAUGUCAGAAACAAGGUCAUUCUGUGCCACAUCCAUCCUCCUCUGUUGUGUCUUGCAUCACCCCAUGAAAUGGAGACUUAAUCGAUACACCACGCGGUGGUGAAGAGUCAAGCCAAUAUUUUAUAUCUUCUUUUUGCCAGAGAGAUCUCAAUUAUCAAGACUGCGUCCUGAUUCUAAUUAUAUUCUACUUCAGUUGUGCAACAAAGCAGGCAGUGCAAUUAUUAUUAUAUUGUUAUUGUUAUUAUUAUUGUUAUUAUUAAUAUUAUUAUUAUUAUAGUUUCUAUUUUAUUCUACAUUUUCCUGCUAGGACUGCAUUCAUUCACUAUUGUAAUGUUCAAACAGGCUACUCUAGUGUUCUUAUGAAGGCGUGAAAGACAACCACUUCUUUUCGCUGAAUAUGAAGAGAUAUCUUGCCGAACAACGGCGACUUUUUCUGUGUCAGUAGCUCACUCAGCCUGUGUGUAUUUUAUUGAUUUAACCUCUGCACGCUAGAACGUCCGAAAUGCACAAUUCAUGUACUUUCAUUUUUAAUAUCAAUAAAAAAACAUUUUAUCAAACAUACAAUG
Betta splendens (Siamese fighting fish) is the source of this 4187-nucleotide messenger RNA. RefSeq names its product insulin-like growth factor 2b (gene igf2b). The record is from RefSeq and is a predicted model, not a curated record. Gene Ontology annotation, cellular component: extracellular region. Gene Ontology annotation, molecular function: hormone activity; growth factor activity. Bases 141 to 770 code for a protein of 209 amino acids. The transcript has 4 exons. NCBI's taxonomy places the organism in Eukaryota, Metazoa, Chordata, Actinopteri, Anabantiformes, Osphronemidae.